Messenger RNA from Thyridium curvatum, 2355 nucleotides. RefSeq lists its product as uncharacterized. The record is from RefSeq and is a predicted model, not a curated record. Gene Ontology annotation, cellular component: ciliary inversin compartment. Bases 1 to 2355 code for a protein of 784 amino acids. NCBI's taxonomy places the organism in Eukaryota, Fungi, Ascomycota, Sordariomycetes, Thyridiales, Thyridiaceae. Gene Ontology annotation, molecular function: protein binding; serine-type endopeptidase activity. The transcript is spliced from 3 exons. Gene Ontology annotation, biological process: protein localization to ciliary inversin compartment; proteolysis.
AUGGACCAGGCUUCUCUUUUCCAAGCUAUCGAACGGGAGUCGGAAGAGGAAGUCAGGAACCUUCUGAGCGGCGGUGCAUCAGCCAAUGCUGAGACAUUGGAUGGAUACUCUGCCAUUCAUCAGGCUGCGAAAGCAGGCAAUGUCUAUGUGGGUCGAAUUCUGAUCGGAUAUGGAGCCAACAUACAUGCUACAACGACGCGCGGAGAGACACCGCUCUACAUAGCGGCUAGACAAGGACAUGCUGCCUUUGUACGAUUGCUCAAGCAAAAGGGGGGAGAAAUCGACACUCCCACUCGGGAAGGCUGGUCGCCACUACAUGCCGCAUGCUACUUUCAUCAGGUCUCUGUCGUGGAAGAGUUGCUCCAUGAGUGUGAGGGCCGCAUCGAUAUCGAAAGACAACUCAAAGAUGGCGGUUGGACUCCGUUGCACAAGGUUGUCAGUCGAGGGUUUCUGGAUAUUGUAACGAUGCUUCUUGAUCAUGGAGCCGAUCCGGGUGCACAAGCCGAGAAUGGUUGGACUCCAUUGUACAUUGCAGCUCGGAAGGGCUUUGAUGACUUGGUACGCCUCCUUGCACAACGUGGAGGUAAAGCGAGUGUAAUGGACGGCCAGAAUAAGCUUGGAUGGAGUCCCCUGCACGCAGCAGUUUGCCAUAGACAGAGGAGUGUGGUAGCAACACUGGUCGAAAUUGACCCAGAGGUGCUCGCCACGAGAACGAAAGACGUGGGUUGGACAGCAUUGCAUAUGGCUUCGAGCCUCGGGUAUGCAGAGAUUGUGUCUGAGCUGCUCGGCCGUGGUGCAGAUAUCGAAGCACGAACGCUGAACAAUGAAUCAACGCCGCUCUAUCUGGCUGCGAGAGAAGGGCAUGUCGACGUGCUGCGAGUUCUCGCUCAAGAGGGUGCCGACGUUGGGGUGAGGAUCAAGAACAAAUGGUCUCCACUUCAUGCUGCCUCAUACUUUGGACGAAAAGCGGCCUUGGAAUUCCUGCUUCGCUCGGGUGCACCUCGAGAGGCCAAGCUUGCUGAAGGACGCACGGCCUUGCACAAGGCAGCUGAAGCAGGCUUUGCCGACAUUGCCGACAUCCUGCUGGACUAUGGAGCCCAUGUCAAUGCUCGAGAUGAUUCGUACGAGACGCCACUUCAUAUUGCUGCAGCAUACAAUCAGAAGUAUGUCGUUCGUUUGCUACUGACCAGGGAUGCCGAUACAGAAGUGGAAAGCAAGAAGCAGGUGAGGCCUUUGGGAACCGCAAUUGCAAAAGGCCACAAAGACUGCAUCGCUUUAUUGCAGAAUACUUUGUUGGAUCCCACCCAUACGUCUUUGGGAAGUGGUAUCCAAUUUCUGGCCUCAGGACGAGAGAGCCCAGAGACAUGGCUCAACAUCAUUGACAUGAUCAACAAGAAUUUGGCCAGUCCGACAGAGGCAGAUAAUGGAUAUCAGCAACCUCAAGUACCACAAUUGCCUGAACCUUCAGAAAAAGCCGAGCUCCAGCCGAUUAAGAUCGCCGUUCUCGACACUGGUUGCUGCACGGACGGAUUAUGGUUUAGUGCCUUUCCUGAGGAAGUCUCGCGCAUGAAUAAUGCUGCCCAUUGGUGCGACUUUGCGGGGAAGAAGCUGCUACCGGUGGAUGACGAUGGUCAUGGUACUGCUGUGGUGACGUUGUUGCUUCGCAUAGCACGGAAUGCCGAGAUCUUUGUAGGUCGUGUCGCUGAGAAAAGCACUGACCUUCCCAGCUGCACAGAGAAUGUUGCCAAGGCAAUCAAACACGCUGUCAACGUGUGGAAAGCCGACAUCAUAUCCAUGUCAUUUGGGUUCCGCACCGACCAGCCCUCUAUCAAGCAUGAGAUCAGCACGGCCAUACGUGAAAGAAAGGACAGGAUUCUGUUCUUCGCCUCUGCUGGCAACAGAGGAGCGAACGAGGAAGAACUCUAUCCAGCGUCCUCUCGUCAUGUCAUAUCCGUCCGAGCCACUGACCAUGUAGGCACCUUUGUCGGCGACUACAAUCCUGCACCGUCGCCACACUCCUCCACCGAGGAGACACCGUUGUUCGGCACAUUGGGCGUCAAAGUGCCCUACGAUUAUCCAGCCAUGAAGGUCAUGUCUGGCUGCUCCAUCGCAACACCAAUCAUGGCUGGCAUGACCGCCCUCCUCAUGCAAUAUGCAGCGCGGCAUGGUGCCAAGGAAUCGAGCCAAGAAUAUCUUCGUCAAAGGGAGGGUCUCCUCUGGUUGCUUAAGCAUCGAGGUGUGAGACAGAGUAAUCGACGGACUUAUAUCCACUUAGAGGCACUUCUAAGAGAAGACCCUGUUUCUUGGGUCAAUGAGUUGGAUACCUUGAUGAAGAAAUUGGAAAAUUGGUUGUAG